Messenger RNA from Xylona heveae TC161, 2173 nucleotides. RefSeq names its product putative ribosomal protein arginine N-methytransferase rmt3. Gene Ontology annotation, biological process: peptidyl-arginine methylation. The transcript has 5 exons. NCBI's taxonomy places the organism in Eukaryota, Fungi, Ascomycota, Xylonomycetes, Xylonales, Xylonaceae. The record is from RefSeq and is a predicted model, not a curated record. Gene Ontology annotation, molecular function: protein-arginine N-methyltransferase activity. The coding region runs from base 145 to 1815 and encodes 556 amino acids. Gene Ontology annotation, cellular component: nucleus.
AGCCUGCUUCCAAAUAUAUUGGAACCAAUUUUGAAAAAAUUCUUUGAAGUUUAGGGCCAGAAUUCUUCCAAAUCGAACAAAGAACAAGGCACAAUCACGUAUUCAGAAGAUUAUUGAAUAUUCGCAAGACUUUGACAUCAAGCCAUGUCCUCACCGCCUUCAUCCUCAAGCGAGUCGCACUUUGACCCCCUCGACCUCCGUGGUGAGGAAGGUUGGGAGGAUGUCGAGCCGGACAAUGAAGAGCAAUCGGUUGUCUCCCUCUUCAGCGAUGAGGUCUUCCCGGAUGUCCGCUCAAUGCUCCAGCAUUGCCGCGAAAAGUACAAUUUUGACUUGGUGAAGGUGCGGAAAGACUUAGAUCUUGACUUUUACGGUACCAUAAAAUUGGUCAAUUAUAUCCGCUCGCAGACCAAAGCCGGCAAUGUCAACCCUGAUGUGUCCUCGAAAAAGGUUUUCGAAGAUGAUAGGUAUAUGACACCGAUUCUCGAGGAUGACGCCGUGCUGUUCGAACUCGACGACAUAUUAGACGAGCCUACUAGUGAGCAGAGUGCUGGUGCUCAGGCCUCUGGCCUUGAACCAGAUGUAUCAGGCAAGGAGUUGGAUAAGCGUGUAAAAGACCUCGAGGAGGAGCUUGAGAAAGUCACGUCUCAGUUCGACCAAUAUAAGCUUCUCGUGAAGGAUGCGUUAGCAGACCGCUAUGAUGACAAUGAUACCAAAGCUUCAUUGGAGACUUCUGGUUCUCGUGAGCCUGCCCAGGACAAAGACGCCGGUUAUUUCACAUCGUAUGCAUACAACGAUAUUCAUGAGACCAUGCUCAAGGACACGAUUCGUACGGAUGCUUACCGCGAUUUCAUCUAUGAAAACAAGGAUCUCUUCAAGGGCAAAGUUGUUCUUGAUGUCGGAUGCGGAACGGGUAUCCUUUCGAUGUUCUGCGCCAAGGCCGGUGCAAAGAAAGUGAUUGCGGUGGAUAACUCUGAUGUUCUCGACAAAGCAAGACAAAAUAUCUUCGAGAACGGACUGGGAGAUGUCAUCACUUGCGUCCGCGGGAAAAUCGAAGAAGUUACUCUUCCCGUACCCAAAGUCGACAUCAUCGUAUCCGAGUGGAUGGGCUACUGUCUCCUAUAUGAAGCCAUGCUUGACUCCGUCCUCUACGCACGGGAUCGGUAUCUCGCUCCAGGCGGCUUGAUGGUACCUUCCCACAUGACGAUCCACGUCGCACCUCUCGCCGAUCCGGAAUACAUUGAAUCCCACAUCUCAUUCUGGCACUCUGUGUACGGAUUCAGCAUGAGCGCAAUGUUGGACAAAAUCUACGACGAAGUCAAAAUUCGCUGCACAUUGCCCAAAGAAAUCGCAUCCGACUCGUCCAUUUUCGUCGACCUCCCACUGCAUAGCGUUACCACUAAGGAUCUCAGCUUCCGCAAGCCCUUUUCCGUCACGCUUUCUAAGGAUAUCGAUGCUCUCGACGGAUGGGUCAUUUGGUUCGAUACCUUCUUCUUGAGAUCCCAGGACGCAGUUCCGCCAAAGGGCGCGAGAGCCGAAGCUUGGCCUACAAAGCCUGGCACUAUGAACAACCAGGACGGUGUGGCAUUUACUACUGGUCCGCAUGCAAAGGAGACGCAUUGGGCUCAGGGCGUGCUGCUCAUCGACCACAACAAAAAACGUAAUUCUUCUGCUGGCCCGCUGAAGGAGGGCCAAAAGGUUGCAGGAACAAUUAGCUUCCAGAAGCGCGAGGACAACCCGCGAGAAUUGGACAUUGGUCUUGACUGGGCUACCGAGGGCGCAGAGGAGAAGGGCAGCCAGUUGUGGUUUAUGCGGUAAAUAGCUGGCCGUUACGGAGUCUUGAAGGCAUAACUACUUGGGGAAAAAAAGUUUGGGGGAAAUUUUGCUCGGGGUAUUUAAAAAAAUAAUAUCUUUAGAUGGAUCUUAGAUAUCACGCUCGUCAAAACUUAUUUACUCAUUCCUCGUCGCGUAAAUGUGCAACCCCUCUAUCAGAGAUGCGGCACACUCAAACUUGCAAGCAAGAGAUUGACAAUGCUAAAAACACCUUCGCCAAGAAUCAGGCCGCUUGCAAUGAUAACAACAGGGGCGCCGUCAUGUCGUUUGACCGAGCGCCAGUACCACUGGAGCAAGCCGCCAAUGGUACGAGCAAGCGUGAAGGACGGAACGUUAUACAUGC